AUGGUAUCAUCGCAUGGCUCCCGCAUAUCUCAUACCAUCGCAAGUAAAUUCGAUAUAAUACUGGCCAGCUCAUCGCCAAGAAGGUAUGAAAUCUUACACGAUGUUAUGGGCAUUAAAGAGCUCACGCUAAUGAAACCUUCAUUUGCGGAAGAUCUUGAUAAAUCGGUCUAUCAAGAUAAUCCAAUUGGCUACGUAUGCGACACUUCCCGUUGCAAAGCCGAGGGUAUUGUUGGGGAUCUGAAGCGAAUGAAUUGUGAACAAGGAAAACCCAAACUUGUAAUCUGCGCAGAUACAGUUGUAAUUGACAGCAACAACAGAAUAUAUGAGAAGCCUAAAAGUAAAGAGAUCCAAUUGCAAAACUUGAAGAACUUUUGCUAUUCAAAAGGCUAUUCGCCUCUAAAAGUUGUAACAGCCGUGACAAUAAUAAGAUGGAAGUGUGAAGAGGAUUAUCAAAUACGUAAAACAUUCCACGAAACCACAGAUAUAGUGUGUGACGAUGAGAUUCCUUUGAAACUUCUAGAGGACUACGUAGAUAGUGAAGACGGUAUAAACGUCGCAGGGGGCUUUAAGAUUCAGGGUAUGAGUGCUAUGAUAAUCAAGAAAAUCGACGGUGACUAUUACAACGUUGUGGGUCUACCACUGAAUAGAACUUUUAUGGCAAUUAUUCACGAAACUUCAGAUUAG
Molecule: messenger RNA, 684 nt
Organism: Zygotorulaspora mrakii
Lineage: Eukaryota; Fungi; Ascomycota; Saccharomycetes; Saccharomycetales; Saccharomycetaceae
Product: nucleotide diphosphatase
Exons: 1
Coding region: 1-684 (227 amino acids)
Molecular function (GO): nucleoside triphosphate diphosphatase activity
Source: RefSeq, a predicted model, not a curated record